This is a messenger RNA of Bactrocera neohumeralis, 5162 nucleotides long. RefSeq lists its product as uncharacterized. Gene Ontology annotation, cellular component: transcription regulator complex; nucleus. NCBI's taxonomy places the organism in Eukaryota, Metazoa, Arthropoda, Insecta, Diptera, Tephritidae. Bases 817 to 3006 code for a protein of 729 amino acids. The transcript is spliced from 2 exons. The record is from RefSeq and is a predicted model, not a curated record. Gene Ontology annotation, biological process: regulation of transcription by RNA polymerase II.
UGUAUGUACAAAUAUAUAAAGGUAUGUACGCAUGCAUGUGCAAGCGCCGAGUAUUUUUCUACGAAUGUACGAGUGUGUGCGUAUUUGGUGAGCGAUCGUUUAUGGCUGACUGGCUGGCCGUAUGCUUAUCCGCAUGCCCUCUCUUUCUGCUCCUUGUUUUUGCUAUUGCUAUUAUGGGUUCUUCUCUGUGCGACUUGGGAUCGACUGCUGCUUCGGUUUGAAGCGUGAUUUGUUGUUAUUACAAUGACGAUUGUCGCGCUCAGCCCUAAUAUUCAGUGUAUUAAACGAAUGCGCCUGAUGUUAUUGUAGUUGUAAUUCUCAUAUAUCGCAAACAUUUGGUUAGCAUUGCUGUUGUAUUUAUUGUAGUCGACGCGCUGAUUUUGGCUUUGACGUUGUCGUAGCCGUAGCCGCAGCCGCAGCCGCAGCCUCGGCUUGGGCUCGGGUGGAUGGUUGGUUUAUUAGUGUUUUGACUGGAUUUUAUUAGUUGGUUUUUAAACUUGGUCGUGAGAGGGUAGUGAAAAGUGAAAAUCGGACAAUAUAAACAGAACAGUUGGAACGCAUAAAGAAAGCAGCAACCCAGCAAAUAAGAAAGCAUUGAACUGCGCAGCGUGAAAAGUGAGUGAAUGAGGAAGAAUUUGUGAGACAGACGUUGAAGUGGAGUGGGGUAACAAUUGAAAGUGCGUAGACAAUUACUUGGAGUGGUCCAAAAAAAAAAGUUAACUGAGUUUAUAAGAAAAAAACUUAAACUGUUGAACAGUGCACUACACUUGUGCGCCAACUUACAAAAAGUGAAAUAUUUCGUGAAAAACUUUGUGAAUGGAUGCGCUAAGAGCUAGCAUCGCUUUUGCUAAUCCACUGGACGCAUACUCAGCUAACAGCGCUACAAAUACAAGAACGCCCAAAAAGUUGAACACUUCGGAAUCCUCAUUGCGAUCGUCGCCAGGUUCCUCACCAAGUACUUCACCGAAAGCUGUGGCUACAGCAGCAAACAUUGCGCCGCCUUCGCCUGCACACUCUUCAGGCGCUUCGUCGUGCUCUUCGCGGUCCAGACUGCGCGUAGCAACCCCCGACUCGGAUACGCCUGGCGCUGGUGCUGGUGGUGGUGAAAUGAGUGUGAGUGGUGGAAGUCAACUUGGCGCAGCGUUGGAUAUGAAGACGAAGGGCUCAGCAGUUACCUCUGUGGCUGCCGUCACCGCCGCCGCCGCCGUUAAGCUAUUGCAUGCGGGGGCGCCAACUUCUCAGAUGCAGUCGCAGAAAAUCAAAAAAUGUGCGUUUAAUAAACAAAAUAAACCUUUUACUGAAAUUGUAGAUGUAAAUAUAAAAUUUUCGAAAAUUACUCGAGGCACAGCACGAGCUGUCGAUGCUGCCGAAAACAAUAACAACAACCAUGAUAAAAAUAAUAGCAAUUUGACGGCAAUUGUUGAUAGUAACUUUGUGGAGCAAAAUCUUUUGUCAACAACGACGAUGUCUGCCCCGAAGUUACUACGAAGUUGUCGCAGCAAAAGUAGUCCUAGACUGCAGCAACUCUAUCAACAACAACAACAGCUGCAACGACAACAAAAAUCUAUGUCAUUGCAGCGGCAACAACAACUAGAAAAACAUACCAAAUGUUACGUACAGAAACCGAAAAACCAAAAGUAUUUCAAAAAGAAAUUUAGACUUGAACAAGAACGCCAAUUUGCUGAAGCUGAACAGCUACAACAACAGCAACAGCAACUUUAUUCGUCGACAAAAGAAAAUUUUUUACUUACCCUCGAUUUACUUGCAGUGGUUCGCCGUAAUGCCUCCGACAAGUUGCGCCUCAUCCAAAUGGUUCAUGACAAUCCGAUACUUUGGGAUUCGCGUCUGCCCAAUUUUAAGGGCGCCGAAGAAGAGAAGAAUCGCGCUUGGGAAAUGAUUGGCAAGGAGUUCAAUGCGCCGGGGCGGCGAGUGGCGCGCGCCUUUAAAUCUCUGCGUGAAUCGUAUCGACGCGAGUUGGCGCAUGUCAAAUUAAUGGGCAACGGUUUUAAGCCAAAAUGGAGUCUCUAUGAAGCAAUGGAUUUCUUGCGCGAUGUCAUCAGAGAGAGAAAAGGCGGUUCGCACGCAGCUGAACAGGCGGCCAUUGGCCUUAAUUUGAGCGCAUUCUCGCAGCACUUAAAUAAUAAUAACAACAACAAAUCGGCACUGAAACUCAACGCAUUGCACUCGUCUUUCAACGAGAGUGCACUGAAUUUGUCGAAAUGCGCACCGGGCCUGAAUAUGAGCCAUGAAGACUACUAUUACUAUGUGAAAUCGGAAAUGGAUCUGUCAGCAGCGCAUGCGGGUAGCAACGGCAUUGGUGGUGGUGGCAAUGUAGCUGUGCCCAUACAUCCACUGCCGGCGCAUCAAACACAGCAACAGCAGCAACAACAAUCACACAGCGCUGCGCAUGACAGCCGCGUUUCGUCCACGCGCAAUGACAGCACCACGCAGCACAGCAACACUUUCGACGAUCUUGACGCAUCAUCGGUACGCAGCGGCGACGAAGCCUCCAUGCGUAAUGCGGACAUGAGCAAUCAGGGUUCCGACGAGGUGGAGGAGCUGGAAGCCAUAGAUGCCGAUUUUCCCUAUCCCCUCAUACUCGACGCCAAUUCCCCGCGUUCCAUGAGCGCAGCAGGCGGCAAUGGCAACAUUGGUGGCAAUGCUGUUGGUUGCAGUGGCGCUUUGAAACGUAAACGACGUGACCUCAACGGUGACGGCAUGGACGAUGGUGCUGCGGAUGACGAGGAUGACUACGAGGGCCAGAUGAUGCAACAGCAUCGUCAUUUGCGCCAACAAAAUGGCGGUAUGGGCGGCGGUGGUGGCGGUGGCAUGAAUGGCUGUAUGCUGGAUAUGCCGCCACCGCAGACGGUGCGUGAGGUGUUGAACUCCAAAUUUUGCGGCUUCAUUUCGGCGAAACUCAAUAGCAUGGAAGACACGGAGGCGGAUAAUUUAAUGAACAAAAUACUCAUGUUGUUGGUGCAGACGCAAACGAGCGAAGUCAAAUAGGCGCUGGAGUGUGAUACAAGUAUUGGGUAGCAGCGUGUAGCAAAUGCGAUGCCAACUGCUUUCCAUAAAUGUAUGUGUGUGUGAGUAUGCAGUUACUUUUACGGGAAACGUGGUGUCAGACAUUUCUAUAAGAUAUUUUUUCAAACAAGUAUUGAAAUUAUUCAAAAGCCAUAUUUUUUAGUUUUAUAUAUAAAAGUUAGCUCUCACAUACAAGUAUAUUCUACUUUGCUGGAUGUGGUUUUUUUGUAAAAAUGUUGUAUAUUAUUUAAUAAUGCUUCUAGGUUUAAGUUUAUCCCGUUAUUAGCACAUUAGCUCUCUAAUUAAAUGCUCAAAAUGAAGAAAUUAAAAGCGAUCGACAUGCCUAACUUCGUCAGUGGGUUGAAAUACAAUUUGCUCAAAAUGAAAUUUGUGUUUAUUAUUUUAUUCAAAUAAAUAAACUAUAUUAAAUAAUAAUAAUAUGCUUAAGUUUAUUAUAAUUUGUUCGAAACACUAAAGCAAUUUCAAACUUAUAUCGAAAUAUUAGUUAAAGGUCUGAAUAAAUAAAAUAUUAAAUUUUCAGUUCGUCUUCUUAUUAUUUAUUUAUUUUUAGAGAAAUAGGAAUAUUUUAUAAUUUUUUAAUAUUUUACUUCUAUUUUGAGUUCGGUUCGAUUACUAAUUCUCAAAAUCUACCUGAUCAAAUGGUAAUUGACAAAUAAAUAAAUUUCGAUUUUCAAACACUUUUGUAAACAUCAUCGAUUUCAUUAUGAUCUUUACUGAAAAAAUUAUGGUUCCUACCCCCUUUAUCCGCAAAGAAGUCGAAAAAUAAAACAAAAUAGCAGAUUUCAUAAAUUAUUUAUUGUUAAAUAAAGCAACUAUUGUAAGAAGCGAUCAAAAAUAUAGUUUUAAAUUAAAACUGUAUCUGAAUUUCAGUUCUUAUUCUAGAUAUUUUAAAACUCAAUGUCACACAAAUUGUUUUCUUGAAAUGAUAUUAAGACAAUAAUUUUUAUCAAUUAGUUACUCAUUGUUUAUUUAAAGAUUUUAAUAUAAAUUUCUUGGACUCAUUUAAAUUUCGUUUUCGAUAAUUUUUACUUUUUCAAUUGGUAAUAUUUUUUUUAAUUCACGGGCGAAAUAGCGUACGGAGAACAAUUAUAGAAAAAAUUAUUUCUGAACAAUAAGAAAAUGUGGACAAAAUACUAAAAAAGUAAAUUAUAAAACACAUAACGAAACAGUAAUAUUAAAACAAAAACCAACUUAAAACAAUAAAAUUUUAAAAAUUUAAUGCUUUAAAUUUUCAGAAAAAAUUAUAGUAGCUACAGUUUAAAACAAAAAUCUGAAUUAUUAAAACUGAAAUACAAUUUAGUUUAAUAAAAAGUAAUUAUGAAAAAUUAACAAAUUUAAACAACAACAAUAAAAAUGCUGUUUACAAAAAUUAAUAAUUUGAAGUUGAGGUAAACAUUUAUAGUAAUUAUUUUUUCGAAUAAGUCAUUAAAUCUGAAGCAUUUAUUUUUGUCAAAAAUUAUAUUUAUUAUCAUAACAAAUGUGUAUAAAUAAUUUUGCAGAUUAACGAAAUUGCAAGUUAUACAAGUUUGAAUAUUUUUAUAAUCAAGAGAUUUUCGAAAUACCAAAAAGAAACUUAAAAGCAUUUUUUAACUCAUCAAUUUACAAAAUAUUACAAAAAAACCCAUAUUCCUAUACGAAAAGUUAUAUAAUUUACAAAAGUAAAAUAUAAAAGUAAAGAAUAAAUGAAACAAAAUUAUUAAAAUAUGAUAUACAAACAUGUAGCUUCAUAAUUCUAAGUUCCAAUAACGUAACAAAAGCUAUCUUUCAGAGAAUGUUCAUAGCAUCUUAAAACAAUAGAAUGCUGAAAAUAUCAACUAAGUGUUUGAAAAGUAGAAAAGUUUAAAGUAUUAGUUAUAAUGCUUAAUUUUCUAAUUAAAAAAAUAAAAAUCCUGUUAAUAUUACGGUUGUAUUGAGCUUGCCAUAUAUAAUAUUUACAUAGUUUAUUUAUAAAAAAAUCGUACACAAAUUUACUUUGACUGUACUUUGAAACAGCGCUUGCGCCAAAGAGAGACUUCAGAAAAUGUGAACUGCAAUUCAAUGUUGCACUGUUUUCUACAAAAAUUGAGGUUUUGUAUGCUCUAAUGCCAAAAACUUGCCAUACCAAAUUGAACAACAAA